AGGAAACGUUGGAUAUCCUAUUCCAAUAAAGUCUUCAGCUCCACCAUCGGCAACAACUGUUCAGUCAAAACCGAAAAGUGUUCACAGUGGUAAGAAAACUUCAGAGAAGAAAAAAAGUUCUAGAUCGCAUGGUUCGAGUGCGUCGAGUGAUGAUUCCCUGUCUUCCCACUUCUCGUCUUCCCACAGCUCCCAUAGUUCAUCAUCAAGCAACUCUAAUGCGUACAGUGACAUGGCCAGUCCCAUCAGCAGUGACAGUUCAACAUCUCACAAGAAAAAUUACGAAGCCAAGCUGCCCCCAGCUCAGAGCCACAUGGCGCACCUCAGGACGUCGGACUAUCCUGUCCAGAAGAUGCUGCAUCCAUUUGCACCCGAUCAGCGAAUGGGUAGAGGAUUCAGAGAUGGAAGGGGUGGGUCAUUUCGGGGGGAAAGAAGAGAUUUUCAUAUGGAUGGUAGAGGGGCUGGCCAAAGUGGAGACAUGAGGGCACCUUACAGAAGGAACCCGAGAAUGGAAGAGAGAGGUGUGCAUCCUAUGGAUUAUCCCGCCAGAAAUAUGGAACACUCGAGAGUUGAUCCGAAGAUGUACAGCAGGCCAGGAGGUCGUGUUGGUCAAAUGGUGGACGCUAGAAUUGAUGUUAGGGGUCACAGGAUGGGUGAAAGAUUGUUGCCAAAGAAGGAGGAAAAGAGAGAAGAUGAGAGAAGACAGCCAGGCAGAAGGAUGAACCAGCCGGUAAUGAACAGGAUGUCGAGGGAGCGUCAUGAUAAAUCACACGGCAACAACAGGGACCACCAGGUUGUCAAUGCGAGGUAUCAAAAAAGAGAGGGCGAAGUGGAGGGAGAUGUUCUAGACGCAAACUGGAGCAGGCAGUCUCCGGGAGAAUAUAGACGAGUAGUUAAUAAAUCUACGACAGGAAACAAGCACCAAGAAAUGAACGCACCCACCAGAUCUUCGCAAAGGCAACACGAAUUACCGCCGUCAUCGUCUUCAAGAAAACGCCCCUCAAGUCCCAGUCAGAUGAGACCUCAUGAGAAGCACAUGAAGAUGGCUUACGAAAACAAGGACCUUCCAGCAAGCGGUUCAUCGCGCCAGCCUGCAUCAUCUCGUCAGCAAAGGUCCAGUUUUGUGGAUGAUGUCAAUCGAAAGUCACCUAGUGCUAAAUAUGGAAAAAUGCAAUCCACAACAUCUGAAAGCAAGAAAAGCACUUCAUCAAGAAGAGAAGAAUUAUUAAUGCAGUUGAAAGCUGUUGAAGAUGCCAUUGCAAAAAAACGAUCAAAAAACCAGUAGCUCUUUAAAAAAAUAUUUUUCUUAUCUACUUUCUUCAUGAGAGAUUGAUGUAACAAAUUUUUUUUUAUUUGAAGUUCGGUUCAUUUUUGGCUUAUACAGGCAACAGCUCAUACGAGCAAAAAUUGUA
This is a messenger RNA of Helobdella robusta, 1409 nucleotides long. RefSeq lists its product as hypothetical. The transcript is spliced from 5 exons. Bases 230 to 1282 code for a protein of 350 amino acids. The record is from RefSeq and is a predicted model, not a curated record. NCBI's taxonomy places the organism in Eukaryota, Metazoa, Annelida, Clitellata, Rhynchobdellida, Glossiphoniidae.